Molecule: messenger RNA, 1962 nt
Organism: Corticium candelabrum
Lineage: Eukaryota; Metazoa; Porifera; Homoscleromorpha; Homosclerophorida; Plakinidae
Exons: 11
Coding region: 411-1796 (461 amino acids)
Biological process (GO): response to oxidative stress
Cellular component (GO): nucleus
Source: RefSeq, a predicted model, not a curated record
CCAUGAUAAUUUUCACGCGUCUCGAUGAGCCGAAAUCGAGUGCGACCGGCUUCUUCUUCGUUUGUAUUUGGCUAUAUACGAAUACCCAAGUCAUCACGACAUUGUCGAUCGCAAUUUCGCGUGUCUGAUGUUUCGUUUGGAGGCAAUUUCGGCUCGCUAAAUUAAUUAAUGGCGUUCUGUCUGCUGGAUAUAUUAACUUAGUUAAUAUCAAUAUUACAAAUUACUAAUUUCUACUAAUUAAUUUUGAAUCUCUAAAAAUCUCACUGUCUCAACUGCAUCGCUAUCUAAAUAAUAAGGUUGGUCAGUUAUCCACUUCAAAGUGUUGCGAUGUUAUUUUAAAAGUUUGUUUACCAUCGCCUCCCCAACGUGACGUCAUGAGUCGGUGCAUGCCCGGAUAAGCAAGUCUGAUUAUGGGUAAUGCUCACAAGCCUGUAAGCAAGUCGAAAAGCCUUGAGACUGAGAAGCUAGAGAUUGUCUUUGAAAGAGUUGUGGCAAGUGGCAAGCGUGCAGCUGGUUCUUUGCAGAAAACCACAGUCAGUGAAGAAGAUUAUCAGAAUGUUUUUGUUGGUUCCAAAGAGUUUGCUUCCUUGCUGUUUCACCACUGCCUUCGUUCGUGUCACAAUUUGUCUACGCCUCACUGCUUGACGAAAGCUGAAUUUAUAAAUACUAUGCAGCCUCUUUUCUCUGCUGCAUGCAGCCAGACAAAGGAUGCUCUUUAUUACUUGCUGUUUGACAUUUUCUCAAAUGGAAAGGAUAAUAUAAACAAAGAAGACUUGGAACGACUUAUUUCUGAAUGCUGCAUCCUGUCUCUUACUGUAACUUUAGCAGCAGAUUUCAAUCGCUGUACUGAAACGUCACUGAAGCAAAACGACGUAUUUCAGGCAUUCCAACAGAGCUUGAUGUCCAAUCGUGAUGUUGUAUCUUUUGAUGAGCUUGUCGAUUGGCUUUCUGUAAAUGCUCCUGAUCUAUUUGAUGGAAUACAGUCAUGGCUCCAGAGGGCACUCGAUAGCAUGAAAGACACGUACUACACGGUUCCUCAACUCAAAGAUCUAUCUCAACAAUUUGUUGACACUAGAGCUAGUUUGGAUACUUCAGUUGUCUGGCUGCUUACCACAAUUCUUCCUCAUUGCUAUACAGUAUUAGAUACAGUAUUAGAUAAACAUCAGUCAUCACGCAGUCGAGCAGCAGACACUCAAGUACCAGUGACGUCUAUUCCAUGUUUUAGUUUGCUGUAUGACAGCAGAGAACAAGGACACAGCUUAAAUAGAUUUGAGCAUCACGUGUUUGGGUAUCGAGGUCCGACUCUUCUUAUUUUGAAAAUGGAAAAAGGCCUUACAUUUGUUGUUGCUAUUGAUGCAGAAUGGAGGGAUUCUCCUGCUCAGUGGGGAGACAGCAACUGUCUUUUGUUGCAAAUGACACCAACUUGGAAUGUCAUUGAUAGUGGUUCAAAAUUAUUGUACUAUCAUUGUCGUUCAACUGGAAAGCAUCGAGGAUUGAUAGUUGGGAAAGAUAUCGAGAGUCCUGUUAUUUCAACCGAAGAUCUGAACUCUGCCAGUCUCAAAUUGAGUAGAAAACAGCUGCGACAGCAUGAUAUUUCAAUAUUGUCAGUCGAGGUGUGGGGGUGCGGCAGUGCUGAAUCAGCCGAUGCACAGAAGGAAUACCGAAGGUGGGAACUUCGACAGAUUGAGAAGCAAAGAAAGGUUCCAUUGCCUGGUCGGUGGGACGACAAUCCAGACAAGACAUUACUUGAAUUGGCUGGAAGAACAGUAGACCAUGCAGAGAGACCUGAUUUGUAGUAAGCAUAUUAUUGUAGCGUGGGUGCUGGAUGGAUAGGUUGAACCAUCUGUAGUUGUGGGAUUUUCCAUUGCCAUUUUGAUUGACAACUGAUUUGGAAAAUUUUAAUGACUCUUAGUGGAUAGUUUUUAAUUAUUAUGUUUUUACUAAAUUUUGUAAAGAUCUGUG